GGUGUCGUUCCCUUUCGCUGAUGCAAGAGCCUAGUGCGGUGGUGGGAGAGGUAUCGGCUGGAUCUGCGCUGCCGCCGGGGCCUGAGACCGACUCGUGUGACUUCCCGUCCGUGCCGAGCCCACUCAAGUCGCAGCCAUGUCCGGGGACGAGAUGAUUUUUGACCCUACCAUGAGCAAGAAGAAAAAGAAGAAGAAGAAGCCUUUCAUGUUAGAUGAGGAGGGGGAUGCCCAGACAGAAGAAACUCAACCCUCAGAAACAAAGGAAGUGGAACCAGAGCCAACUGAGGACAAAGAUGUGGAAGCUGAUGAAGAGGACAGUAGGAAAAAAGAUGCUUCUGAUGAUUUAGAUGACUUGAACUUCUUUAAUCAAAAGAAAAAGAAGAAAAAAACAAAAAAGAUAUUUGAUAUUGAUGAAGCUGAAGAAGGUGUAAAGGAUCUUAAGAUUGACAGUGAUGUUCAAGAACCAGCAGAACCAGAGGAUGACCUUGACAUUAUGCUUGGCAAUAAAAAGAAGAAAAAGAAGAAUGUUAAGUUCCCAGAUGAGGAUGAAAUACUAGAGAAAGAUGAAGCUUUAGAAGAUGAAGACAGCAAAAAAGAUGAUGGUAUCUCAUUCAGUAACCAGACAGGUCCUGCUUGGGCCGGCUCAGAAAGAGACUACACUUAUGAAGAGCUACUGAAUCGAGUGUUUAACAUCAUGAGGGAAAAGAAUCCGGAUAUGGUUGCUGGAGAGAAAAGGAAAUUUGUCAUGAAACCUCCACAAGUUGUCCGAGUAGGAACUAAGAAAACUUCUUUUGUCAACUUUACAGAUAUCUGUAAACUAUUACAUCGUCAACCCAAACAUCUUCUUGCGUUUUUAUUGGCUGAAUUGGGUACAAGUGGUUCUAUAGAUGGUAAUAACCAACUAGUAAUCAAAGGAAGAUUCCAACAGAAACAGAUAGAAAAUGUCUUAAGAAGAUAUAUCAAGGAAUAUGUCACUUGUCACACAUGCCGAUCACCGGACACAAUCCUGCAGAAGGAUACUCGACUCUAUUUCUUACAGUGCGAAACUUGUCAUUCUCGAUGCUCUGUUGCCAGUAUCAAAACUGGCUUCCAGGCUGUCACAGGCAAGCGAGCACAGCUCCGUGCCAAAGCUAACUAAUUUGCUAAUCACCACUGAUUUUGCAGUGUCUUGUGGAGAUUUGGCUGGACAGGUUUACCAUCAGAAUGGAUAUACUAUUGUGUUAAAAACAAGAUAGAAAAGCUCCCAAGUACUUUGGCGAGUGGUUGGUUGGUCGAAAUCCUCGCAAGAUGCCGAUGCUCAAGCUGUUGACAUACUCAUUGCGUACUUUAACAACUGUCAGAGAAACAGUGAUAUGGGGUAAGGAGAUGCUUUUUUAAAAUCGUUCAUAGACUUGUGUAAAAUGCAAGGUAAAUUAAAGUUAUUAUAACAGUGAUUCUUUCAA
Molecule: messenger RNA, 1442 nt
Organism: Tupaia belangeri chinensis (Chinese tree shrew)
Lineage: Eukaryota; Metazoa; Chordata; Mammalia; Scandentia; Tupaiidae
Gene: EIF2S2
Product: eukaryotic translation initiation factor 2 subunit beta
Exons: 9
Coding region: 137-1138 (333 amino acids)
Biological process (GO): translational initiation; formation of translation preinitiation complex
Cellular component (GO): eukaryotic translation initiation factor 2 complex
Molecular function (GO): translation initiation factor activity; mRNA binding; translation initiation factor binding
Source: RefSeq, a predicted model, not a curated record